Portunus trituberculatus (swimming crab) is the source of this 1521-nucleotide messenger RNA. RefSeq names its product serine/threonine/tyrosine-interacting protein B-like. The record is from RefSeq and is a predicted model, not a curated record. Gene Ontology annotation, cellular component: cytoplasm; nucleoplasm. The coding region runs from base 16 to 765 and encodes 249 amino acids. The transcript is spliced from 5 exons. Lineage: Eukaryota; Metazoa; Arthropoda; Malacostraca; Decapoda; Portunidae. Gene Ontology annotation, molecular function: F-box domain binding; protein tyrosine/serine/threonine phosphatase activity. Gene Ontology annotation, biological process: negative regulation of protein binding; protein dephosphorylation; regulation of ERK1 and ERK2 cascade.
AACGAUUAUCUUGCAAUGGCAUUUGAAUGUGUAUCAUUGAGCGAGUCCUGCCAGCAUUGGAACACACCACAACACAGGCAGAACAAUGCUGUCCUCGCGCUACAUGCACGCCCUUUCUUAUCAGGACGGAAGGUAAGAAGUGGGAGGCAGCGCAUCGCUGUGAAUAUGGAAGUAGACUGGCAGUAUCCUAUGAGGCGGGAGAUGCAAGAAAUCCUACCUGGUCUAUAUCUUGGUCCUUACAGUGCUGCUACAAAAUCCAGAUUCAACACACUACUAGAUCAUGGAAUCACACACAUCAUUUGCAUCAGACAAAGUAUAGAGUCGCACAUGGUUAGAGCAAAUUUUCCUGAUAAAAUAAAGUACCUAAUCCUUGACAUGGCUGACAACUUGACGCAGAAUCUCAUAUCCCAUGUAGCAGAAUGCAGAACUUUCAUUGACGAAUGCUUAGCAUCAGGAGGCAAGUGUCUCGUCCAUGGAAAUCUUGGAAUAUCUCGUAGUGCAGCUUUGGUUGUUGCUUAUGUAAUGGAGAAAAGAACAUUAUCAUAUAGGGAAGCAUUAGAAUUUGUUCAAAAUAGAAGAUACUGCAUAAACCCCAAUGAUGGCUUUAAGCAGCAACUCAUGGAAUAUGAAGCCAUAUACAAAGCCCAACAGACUUUGCUAAAUGGACAGUGUUCCCAGGAGAAGGGAAAGCUGAAAAGAAAACAUGAUCAGACCUCUGAUGAUUUUGACCAAGACUCCUCAGAACCCAUGGAGGCUGUAAGCUGAUGACAGGGAAAGUUUACGUGGAUGAGGACAUUGUGAACAGUCUGGUCUUGUGAUAACUGGAUAAUUGUUGAAAUGGACUGUUAUAUUAAUGGUCUACAUAAAGAGUUAGUUUUGUAAGAUUUUUAUUUUUUUAUAUUUCAAUGAAUGGAUGUAUUUCAAUACUGUAGUAUUUAUAUUAAUUGCUGAUUGAAUGCUGCAACUUUUUUACUUCUGCACUGUAGAUAAUUAGUGGACUUAAUGACUGAUAAAUAUUUUUAUGCUUUUUUAUAGAUUUUCAUUUAUACAGAAAAUCUUGAAUGAAUGGGAAAACUUUACAGUGCCAAUUGGUCUUCCUGGUGUGUAUGAGUUGCAGUGCUCCCAUUGAACAGAAAUGUGCUGUCUGAGGUUCAUGUAAUGACGUACUCAACUUUUGUUAUCAUUUUUCUUUUUUUCCUCCUCAAUUUUGGAAUUACCCAGCAAGUUAUAUCCUUGCCCCUUCUUUGAUUCUCUCUCUCUCUCUCUCUCUCUCUCUCUCUCUCUCUCUCUCUCUCUCUCUCUCUCUCUCUCUCUCUCUCUCUCUCUCUCUCUCUCUCUCUCUCUCUCUCUCUCUCUCUCUCUCUCUCUCUCCAAAUCUUAGAGCAUAGGACACCCAAUAAAUACUGAUAUUGAGUUCAAAUAUGAAGUUGCUCACCAUUUCAGUGAUGAGUUUAUGACUAAGAAAACUACCAAUUAUUUUACUUCAAAAGCUAUUAUAGCCAUAAAAAUAAUUUUCUCUAA